Tachysurus vachellii is the source of this 4907-nucleotide messenger RNA. It is a transcript of the gene tmem269, whose product is annotated as transmembrane protein 269. The record is from RefSeq and is a predicted model, not a curated record. The transcript is spliced from 7 exons. Lineage: Eukaryota; Metazoa; Chordata; Actinopteri; Siluriformes; Bagridae. Gene Ontology annotation, molecular function: phosphotransferase activity, for other substituted phosphate groups. Gene Ontology annotation, cellular component: membrane. The coding region runs from base 1599 to 2192 and encodes 197 amino acids. Gene Ontology annotation, biological process: phospholipid biosynthetic process.
GUGUGUGAGGCCAGUUGAGGGGUGGGUGAAGCAUUUCUGCUUGUACUCUGACUAGGUUUGGUAACAGCUCUAGUGGUAUUGGUUACUGGAAACGUGUGAUCUUUUUAAAACAUUUUUAACCAUUUGUUUGUGGAUGAAAGCUGGAUGAAUGACUGACAUUGAUGGUAUGUUGCUGAGUGAAUGUUCUCAAGAUGUGUGAUAUCUGCACUACUUUCUCAGAAACAGGUCAACCUGCCUAAACAUACUUUUGUUAUUCCUAAGGCAGUGGAGAUUUUUGGCAGAGCUAUAUAUACCAGCCAAAUUGUGGAAAAUAAGGAGGUCCUUGUUUGUUCCCAGACUGAGUAUUUUGACACAAUUAGUGACAUUAUUGUCUAAGGAGAACCACUGGAACUAACUGGUUACAAGGGAUACCUGUAUUCCUGGACACUCUUCCCCAAUCCCACUUUUGAAACUAUCUACAAAAUGGUACCUUUUUUGUGGCAGAUGCUUAUGAAUUCCUCCAUGAAGAUCUGCUAGAAGCAAGGGCUGAAAUCAGAUCCCAAAUUUCAACAUAGUCCAUGGUGUUAGGCUGGUCUUCUGUAUCAAAAAAAAAAACUCAGACAGUGUGAAGAUCCCUGCUCAAUGGUACAUAAAAUACAAAGUCCAAUCAUAUUAAUUAAACUCACAAAUUUAAUUGCCAUUAACAUUAAUGUACAAUCAGACUACCCAAGGCAGUAAACCAUGAGAGAAUGCACGGGUCAAACUUUGUGUAAAUAAUCAGUAAGACAACAGUACCCUUACAAUACUGCCGUGCUUGGCAAGACUUCACAAUGAAUGAAUGAUCUGGAUAAGUUUAUAUACUGGGGAGUCAGAAAAUGAACCAUAAAUGUUUGGGAUUCUGUUGACUGCAACAUCUGGUGGUGGGGAGGAGUAAGAUGCUUGGCUAAUGUUUACACUGCUCCUCUACAUUCUGUAUAUCUUGAAUCCUGCCUAAUUGGACAUGAUUUUUUUUUUUUGUGGUUUUUAUGCAGAUCAGCAUGUAUUUACUGAUGUUCUGUCUGUGCAUAUGUCUUUUUUGCUCAUUUGGGUAAAAAAAUAAAUACAUACUUACACUGUAUUGCCUUUUUAAAGCAUUGUAUUACACUGUAUUGCCCCAGUGAGAAAUGUCUGGUUGUUGAGCCUCCAAUAAAGAAGACAGAAGACAGAACCCAGCAGGAUUUAGCAAAUUAGUAGAACUGCUUUAGCAUAACUUAGGUAUACAUAGAAAUAGAUGAAAGAAGUGUUCAUUUAGUACUUUCUUAUUGGGGCUUUGAAGAUUCCUAAAAUGUUAAAGUCUGUAAAACAGCUACUUGAUAUGAUAAAUAUGAUUUAACAGAUAUCUCUGACACUGGCUUUACACACUCAAACAAAGGGAAGUAAAAGCAAUAUCACCGUCAUCUAUUGCACUAUGAAGAGUCGCUUGCAAUCGACUGGCUUUGGAAUCACGUCAAGUUCAGGUUGCAAAACGCAAUAGCUUUUUCCAGAGCACCAGCAAACUGUUCCUAAGUGAACGGGCCAGUUGGGUCCAGCUCAAAGAGUUUGCUCGCAAAAAUGCUGCCAAUGCCCUGUCUCUUGCCAACAUGGUCAUGGGGAUGGCCUCCAUUCUCAGCAGUCUCAAUGGGCACCAUUAUGCUGCAUGUUGGCUGGUGCUGAUUGGUUACCUGCUGGAUUUGGCAGAUGGCGCGGUUGCCAGGCAACUGAAUGCUUGCUCCACAUUAGGAGCCAAACUGGAUGAUUUUGCAGAUUUCACAACAUUUGGAAUAGCGACAUCACUGCUUUUAAGGACUUCCAACAUCCUGGACAAUAUCCUAUGCAUGUGCUACAUGCUGUCUGUGUUUAUUCGGCUUUGUUUCUUCUCCAGCGGCAUUCCUUUCAUGUAUCGUGGCCUGCCGUGCAUCUACUCGUCUGCCAUUCUUGCCUGCCUGUCUCUCCUGACUGGAGGGAACAUGACCGUUCUCCGGCUCACUGCUGUGGCCAUGAUUGUCUUCAUGGGCAGCCAGACUCUUUACCCUCAUGACCGGGUGCUGGAGUCACAGGCCUGGAAAAAGGUGGUCUAUGCUGGAGGUAUUGUUAUGGUCUUCUGCUCUUCAUUCCCUCCUGUCUGUCUGUACUAUCUGCUAUGGUCAGUGUCCUACAUUUUGUUCCCAAUGUCCCUAUGGAGCUGUAAAGUGUAACUGGCUACGAUGUGUUGUCCAAACACUCCGGGCUUGAAGUUAGCCCAUGUGGCCCAACAGAAGCAUCUGCUCUUUGCUGCAUUGGAGUAUCAAAUCCUGUUCAAUCCCUGAAACUCUGGACAUUGUAUGCUGUAUUUCUUUUUAUUAUUAUUGUUGAUGUGAUGAACUUUGGGUUGCAGUGAUGAAAUCUGCCUGAUCUACAGGACUGAUCAGUUUGUUAAAAGAAAAAAAAAAAAAAAAGGCUGACUGCAAAAUACUUUUGUGUUUGGGUGAACUGUGAACCAUGUGUAGCGUUCACAGAGGUUUCAGAUGUGAGUCGCUCUGGAAAUGUAUCAAGCAUUCUAUCGCAAAUGCUGUGGGAAGACGGUAUUUUGGUAAAUUUUAUUUAUGAGGAAAAUAGGUGAGAAUCAUUUGACGCAAACAAUGUUUUGUAUACAUAUAUGUAUCAUAAUCGGGAUUUUCCUACUGGUGGAUAAAAUAUUUUACUAAAAGGGAAUUAAAAACAGAACCUAAAGCAUGAGUGUGAAAAAAUGUUGACGUAUUCAUCAUAGGAAAACUAAAACUAAACGGUGUUAGAAGGUGUUUUUUUUUUUUUUUAUUAGUUCGCUGACGUUUUAAAAAUAAGAUCAGCUAAAAACCAUUUGAUUCAAAUAAUUUUUUACUGCCAGUGCCUAUUGGUCAGCUUUGUAGGCAGGGAUGCAUAAUAGAAGCAAUUAUGGUAUUAUGAAGGCUAAUGAUCGAAUAACCAUUCUUUUGAUUUCUGGAUUAAUUAUGAUUUUGAAUUAUUUUAUUUUUUUUCACAUUUCAACUAUGAUAGAGACCAAUUUGUGCAGCAAACAAUGUAAAAUCUUUUGCAUUCUGGGAAUUUGAGAUUGUGGUCCUAUGAAAUGAGGAUUGGUUUCCCUUCUCUCUUCAGAGAUUGCCUAGAACAGAGUUUAUUUAAAACUCUUUCUAACCUUAAUCCCAUUUCUCUUGUGUGAUAUCAGCUUAACUUGUUAAGUCCAGCUCUGUUGUCUUAGUAUAACCAUGCUGUGAUAUGUUUCACUGAUAUUCAUGUUCUGAGCUAUAAAUUCCCAACAAUAUAUAUAGGAUUAUCAUUAAAACAACAUUAAACACAUACAUCUAACUAUAAAAUGAAUACAAGACAAUACAAUAUUUGUAAUAUUAUAAUAUUUUAAUUCUAAUAUAAUAUAAUAAUCUAAGAUUAUUAUUGAAUGAAUAAAUAGCAACAUCCUUUAAAUACCGAAAACACGGCAUCUUAAUUCAAGACACUGCUUAUCAAUAAAAUGAUGAUCAAUACUUAAAAUAAAAAGAAAACACAGUGGAUCAGAGUUCAGUCGGCUUAUUUUUCCAGCUUGUGGAUUUUCUUUAGUGGAGAAUAGACUGAAUUUACUAAAUACUGACAUUAUUUUAGUAAUACUACAAAACAACUUAAAUUAAAGUCAUGAAUCAAUACUCUACUCCACAUACAUAUUACCACGAUUUUGUAUCUUAUGGCUUCAAAAUGAAGUCAUAAGAGAAUUGUCAGGCCAUGAUUAAACUAACAAUUAUUAUUAUUGUUAUUAUUAAAUAAAUGUUAUUUAUUUAAUAAAUAAUAGCAAUAAAUAAUAAUAAAAUAAAAUUAAAAUAAAUAAAUAAAAUAAUAAUAAUAAUAAAAAUAAUAAUAAUAAUAAUCCUGUGCUGGAUCAAGUGCUAUUCUAUAAGCUGACAAACAAUGAUAGUGGACGCCAUAUUGAAACCAAAUUUGCGAAACUAGGAAUAUAUAUACAAUAAUUUUAGUAAUAUACUAGACUCUAUGGUCCUUUGCUUUUAUAUUAUAUCAUAUUUUAAGUGACUCUUUGGUCCUUCUUUACUAAUCAGCUUUAAAUGCAAGCUCUUGUGUUUAAAGGUAAAAGUCUAGAUGCAAAAACCCCUGUCUCAGAUGUUGGGGGCCAGAAAACUGGCUUGAGCAACCGUGUAACCUUCUCUGAGCAGUUACAUUCACUGUAGCACUUUCCCAGAAUAAAUAUUGGCAUUACAUUUGGAAUAAAGUUACCAGCUUUGAAUACAGCCUUGUAUGUGCACUAAACGCUCAAGGAGGAACUCCUGCCUUCCUUCUGUAUUCAGAAAUGUCCAUACACUGUAUUGCACGGAGGGGUUUAGUAUCAGCCAGGUGGAUAUACGACUCCAGCAGUUUAAUGAUCGCAGAAUAAGCCGGGCGGUCCUUAAAAUUCCACAUGCGGCAAUGUUUCAUGAGGUCAAACCUGUGGGAGAAAUGACAAGCUCUUUCAGCAAGCUCACUGGCCACAGUCUCUUGUUCCCUUGCUGUUAUUAGAUCACUAGUAAAAGUACAGAUUUGUGACAUAUGAUUUGACUCACAGAGCUCCUCCACAGUUUGGGGGUCUUUUUAGUUUGUAAGUGGCCAAUGUUUGGAGGAAAGUCUCUGAAGGCUCCAGUUCAGGAAACGGAGGAGCACCUUGUAGAAGAAACAUGAAGGCUCUCAGUAGGGACUGUUUGUUUCUAAAAACAGCUGCUAUUUACUGUAUUGAUUUCAUUUCAUUUGCAUUUAAUUUACUAGAUAAUAAAUAAAAUACACCAGUUAUAACAAUGACUGUGAAAUCUAAUGUAUGUAUUGAAUGUAUUUCUUGAUAUAACCUAUAGACUGACAUGAUUUUAAUGUUAAAUAAGAAUAUUUAUUCUAUAUGAUAUCAUAUUGUUAUAAAGGAUUAUAUUUGA